This is a messenger RNA of Ostrea edulis (European flat oyster), 2990 nucleotides long. RefSeq names its product PRA1 family protein 3-like. Bases 54 to 590 code for a protein of 178 amino acids. The record is from RefSeq and is a predicted model, not a curated record. Gene Ontology annotation, cellular component: membrane. Lineage: Eukaryota; Metazoa; Mollusca; Bivalvia; Ostreida; Ostreidae. The transcript is spliced from 3 exons.
AAAUGUUCCCCUUGUGAUAUAAGCGGUCGUAAUUUGUCAGCAAACUUUUCAGAAUGGUAGACGUUCAGUUUGCUCCGCUGCGGAGUCUUAGCGACUUUCUGCUGGAGUCGGCGCGCUUUCAAAUGCCGAAUGUGAAGGAUCCUGACAAAUGGGCGAACAGGGUGAUGAACAACCUGUAUUACUACCAAACAAAUUACUUUCUGAUGACGCUUCUCGUUUUCCUCAUCAUCGGAAUUCUUCACCCAGUGAAGAUGGUGUGUGGGUUUGCUGCAAUUGCUGCAGCUUUUGGAGUCUUUGUUUACUGUACAAACAGUCAAUGGACGGCACGACGAUUCAAGCGGAACCACCCAGUCAUCAGCCUCAUUAUCAUUGUGGCAGCUGGCUAUCUUCUGGUGUAUAUGUUUGGAGCAGUCAUUGUCUUCAUGUUUGGUAUAGCCUUUCCAUUACUGCUGACAUUGAUCCAUGCUUCUCUGAGAAUGCGAGGAUUAAAAAACAAAUGGACCAACAAGUUAGAGACUGUUGGGCUGAAACGUACACCCAUGGGUAUCAUAUUAGACGGUCUCGGACAGGAACAGGAAGUAACAAUAUAAGGGUUGGAGAAGGAAGCAAGGGGCAUUUUGGGGACAGGAAGUGGAAAGUCAGAGGAAUCAUGGGAAUUAUAUAACACAAUGCAUAGGAAAUAUUUGAAGAUGAAGUGUGUAAUUUUUUGCGCAUAAGUUGUUGAUGGAAUUUGUUUUAUCCAUGACUUACAGUCAAUUUUGAAUUGGAGAUUGUGCAGCAAACAUUUCAAUGAAAUACAUAUAAUUUAUGUUAAUAUUUUUUCUUAUUGUUUGGACACCAUAUGUAUUUACCUUAGUCCAACGUUUAGUCUCCUGAAGUAUGUGUAUUCAGUGUUAAAUGUUGUUAUACCAUAUAUUCGUGCCAUAUAGCUUUCACUCAUGCAGGCAGAAAUUUUAUUUGAAUAUUUGUAAGAGAUUUGUCAUUAAAUGCUAUGUUACUGUAAUUGAAAAUUGUGUAACAUUUGUUUUAUUUCAAGAAAAACUUGAUUAGCAUCUAAGAUGGCCAGAAGUUAAAGGGACUGACUCAUGAUUUUUCGCCAUAUUUUUUCAUUUUUAAUGAUCAAAAUCUACUGUCUAAUGUAUUUGAAAAGGCUCACAAAAACAUUAAGGUUACACAUUAUCACAGAAGCUCAAUUUAGAGAGUUUAUUAUUUCUUUUGUAAACAAAGACUGCAGUAUGUUAUUGUUUACAAAGUUUUCAAAAGAAAUGAAUAUUGAUCUAAGUUUAUUAUAUUUAUCACAUUUCAAGCAUUCUUUAGGUAAAAUGUGUCGUCUAAAAGUUAAAUUGGUAAAUGUGAAAAAUUAAGCUGCUUUAAAUUACAAAAUUAACAUCACUGCUUGUUUGUAAACAUAAAAAGACUCGGGUCUUUCUUUACAUAACACAGAGUUAAGGCUAAAAUAUUGCUCUUAUCCUUGCAUUCAGAAGGUCAACAUUUUGGCUGUCAACUUUAAAUGGGUUAAAUUUUUGAUAUUUAACGUCAAAAAUUAAAAGUUUUUUAUUCAAAAAACGUGAAUCUGUCCCUUUAAGAUAAUCUAGGUAUUUUUUUAUUUAGGUUCCAAGGUAUUGAUGAUUUAAGUCCCCUGAUAUUGAAUUAAGUCCCCUUAUAUAAGCACUUGCUGCUCUUCAAUGCCUGUCAUGGCAUUGGUUUUAUGCAUGUAUGUGGUACUUUUGUAAAAGGCAUAAAAAAAAGUAUUCAGAUAUUUGUAUGUUGUGCUUUGAAUCUCUUUACAUACAUAUGAGGCUGACAAACACUGUGCAAUAAUUUGUUCAUGAACCAAUCUUUUCAUGAUUUAGUGGAGUUUCUUCACUUUUAUUUUUGUAAACAUUAAAGCUGAAAUGAAGAGGAAAUGCUUCAUCAUAUAAAUAGAGAUAAAAUGUUUAUUAGUAAAACCUAUCAGAUGUUACUCUAGGUUUUCUUACCAUUCGCCAGAUAAAAUUCUGAUAUUUCAUAAUUAGCAAAAACAAUCAACAUUUAUAUCACAUGUUUAAACUUUUUUUAACUUUCAUUACAGAGAAUAUGAUUUUGAUUUAUGAAUAUGCAUGUUGUUGACAUAGAAUUUCUAUCCUUAAAGGGUAUGCAAUCCAAAGUAAAUACUCACUCUGUACAGAUAGAUAUGAAGCAAUUUGCAGUUCAAAUAUUAGUGCACGAAAUGAAUGCAAUAGUAUACAGUUAUUUCCGUGGGGUCAAUUUUUGUACAUUUGGGGAAAGUAGUAUAUUUAUGUAGUGCUGAUUGGUUGAAGAAUUGUCAAUCUGUAUGGCUCUUUAUUUUCUUCUGUUCAUGUAGUAUAUGAACUUUUGGGUAUGUCUGCACCAACAAAAAUUGCACCUUCACACUCAUGAAAAUUAGCAAUUUUGCCCAAAAUUAGCAAAUCUGCUAUGGUGUUGUGCAUACCAUCUAUGCAAAAGCUAACCAUUCUAUCAUUCAGAUAACAAAGCUAUGGUUUGAUGAAAAUCUAUAAACUGUGACAUGGACUGGAUACUUCCUGUAGGCAGUGAUUGUGUGCUGGUGUUUUACUGUGAGGAUGAUUGGGUUAUUGCAUGCUUGAUUUGAUGCUGAUGCUUAAUGCUACAUUUCCAAAACAGACAUCUACUUUUUGAUAUCAAUAUACUGGUAUAGUUUCAAUCUUGCAUCACUAUUUAAUAUUGGGUAUAUUGAUAUGAAUUUAUUAUCUAUAUUGUGAGUUGCUUAAAAAGAGUGUCCAUUUUUUGUAUGUUUCUACAUUUUGAUUUCUAAUGGAUCCAAUGGCAUUGGUUUACAUCUAUUAAGGGUUUCUAGGAUCAGGACCAAAUGUCAAAAGUUUUGAUUGAUGCUUUAAAUAUUGAUGUUUGACUUUUUUUGUUGUGUCAAGGCAUUGAUCAAUGUGUGUAUUUAAGCUGUAGAACUGAAUUUCAAAUCAUAAUGGAACAAUUUAAUAAAUCCAGUGAAUUUU